Messenger RNA from Corvus hawaiiensis (hawaiian crow), 3159 nucleotides. RefSeq names its product torsin family 4 member A (gene TOR4A). The record is from RefSeq and is a predicted model, not a curated record. Gene Ontology annotation, cellular component: nuclear envelope; endoplasmic reticulum lumen. The transcript has 2 exons. NCBI's taxonomy places the organism in Eukaryota, Metazoa, Chordata, Aves, Passeriformes, Corvidae. Gene Ontology annotation, biological process: negative regulation of apoptotic process. The coding region runs from base 304 to 1938 and encodes 544 amino acids. Gene Ontology annotation, molecular function: ATP binding; ATP hydrolysis activity.
CGCUGCCCCGUCCCGGCCGUGACGGCAGCGGCCGGGGAGGGCUCUGGGCAGCAGGGGGACAAGGAACCGGCCGGCAGCGGCCAUCCCAUGGCACGGGGAGAAGGAAGUGCCGCCCAGGGCCACUCCUCCUCACCAUUUCCUCUCCGGGGCCGGUUUCUAUACGGAUGAGAGCGGCGACAGAGGAGCUGCCGGCCCGUCCGAGGCCGGAGGUGCGCUCGGCGGGCGGAGGGAAGCGCCGGUGACCGGCCCCAGGGGACGCCGCGGAGAGAAGAUGAUGUGAAUGGGCUGUAAGAACCAGACAAGAUGGAGGAAGAGCUGCCCUGCUCUGAGGUGGAUGGAAAAAGCGUCCUCAGCGAUCUGGGAGUGGAGAUGCCCUGCGUGGAGAGCAAUCCCAAAGGAGGCACAUCUGGAGCAGAGAAGGACACAGGAGAGGUGCCCUGUGCUGAGACCAGCACAGAAGAAGAGGCUCCUCGUGACCCAGGAAUUGUCUUCACUGAGGGCAGCGUGGAAGGAGAGACGCUGGGCACUGUCAGAGAUGGGAAAGGGGCGAUUCCUGGAACUGGCAGUGACGGGGAAGAGGAGAUUCCCGUCACUGACAUCGAUGGGGAAGGGGAAAUGCCCCGUGGCACAAAAGAAGAGGCGUCUUGCUCUGAGAGUGACGUGGAGGAAGUGCCAGAUGCUGUAAUCCCUGCUGCUUCCAAGAAAAUAACUUCUAUUUCCUCUCCCCUGCGGGCCAUCGUCCGCCUGCGCCGGCGCUACCAGGGGCUGAAGAAAAGCCGCCUGCAUUUAGAGCUCCCUCGGGAAAAGUCUGCGGAGUUUGUCCACACCAGGCUGCUCCAAAGGCAGCUGUCCCUGAACAGAACUUCUCUGUACAGCCCUUCCAUGUCCUUCUUUAAUCAGUCUGGCUUUGAGAGCUCCCAGUACUUCACCUUCGACACGUCUGUGGAACAUUACUCCGUGAAAAAGUGCAGGCGGAAAAAGAGCCGGAGGAAAUCCAGGAUGGUCCUCUACCCGGAUAAAACAAAAAAAUACCUCCCAGCAGAGGAGAAAAGCAAAGCAAAGCGCUGCCUCCUCUUGCUCAUUGCCAUUAUCUUCUUCCAGAUUCUCAAUGCCAUAGAGAACCUGGACGAUAACCUCCAAAAGUACGACCUCGAUGGUUUGGAGAAAACCAUGCACCGGGAAGUAUUUGGGCAGAGGGUUGCUGUGGAAAGCAUUGCGGAAUUACUGAAAGACUAUCUGGCUACCCACAUCCACAACAAGCCUCUGGUGAUCUCUCUGAAUGGCCCCACAGGGGUUGGGAAGAGCCACGUUGGCUGGGUGCUGGCCAAACAUUUUCGCUCUGUCAUGGACAAUGACUUUGUGCUCCAGUACUUUGUGAUGCACCACUGCCCCAGCGGGGUGGCUCCCCUGACCUGUGAAAUAGAUCUGUCUAAGAAGAUUUCUGACAUGGUUACCAGAGCUGAAAUAGAGGAGAAGACCCCAGUGUUUAUUCUGGAUGAGGUUGAGCUCAUGUCCCCCGUCCUGCUGGACACUCUCAGCCGAUUCUUUGAACCCAAUCAAACCAACGAGUUCCUCAAUGCCAUCUACAUUUUAAUAAGCAACCUGGGAGGUGCUGAAAUCACAAAGUUCGUUAUCCAGAAUGCAUCCACUGAGCUCCUGCAGCAGCAACGGGGAGCUGAAGAGCUGCUGAGCAUCGUCCAGCCAGUCCUGAUCAGUGUCCACCCUCUGUGGAAGGCUGCAGACAUCAUCCCCUUUGUCCUUCUGGAGAAGUCUCAUGUCAUAAACUGCUUCCUGGAGCAGAUGAGGAGGGAAGGGCUCUACCCCGACCAGAAGCACAUUGAGAAUUUGGCAAAUCAGCUCAGUUACUACACUACAGGAGACAAGCAGUACUCCAGGAUGGGCUGCAAGCAGGUUGUGGCCAAAGUCAACCUCCUGUAGGGAUUUACUGCAGAGACCAAGCCCUGCUCUUGGGAUUUGCAGAGAUCUGUGCUCAUGAGGAGUGUGUUACAGCAGGCUGUGCUCAAGGUGUCCUUUCUCAGCCCUGCACUGGCUCUGCCCUGGCCCAGGCAGAGGGCUGGCAGCCUGGGCAACGUGAUCUCUGUUCUCCUCCAGAGAUUUCGCUUUUCCCUGAUGUUCUGUGGAAAAGGAAGGGUGAGGAAGCCAGAGCCACCUCCCAAUAAUUGCAAGAUACUUUGUUCCUCACAUUCUCAUUUGGGAUUCUGGUCAUUGAGGAGUUGUGAGGUGGCAUCAAAAGCUGCAGGAUAUCAAUAGGAUGAAGCAGUCCCUGGGUCCCUGCCCCUGCAGAAUCUGUCACCUCGUUCUCACUCUCUCCAGGCUCACAGCUCUUUGCUGUUCUUGGUCCUGGCUGGUGCGUGCAGAGCAGAGGCAGGGCUGGACACCUGGCUCUGGGAUAAUUUGUGCCUCCUGCCCUCACAAACAUGCAGGCACUCAGAGCCCUGCCUUCCCCAGCUCCUACGUGACCACAUCCUCUGGAGAACAUUUUCUGGACCUGUUCCUGAGCUGCUGCUCUUCUGAGCUCAUCCCUGAGCUCACCUUUGGCACCUGCAGUGAGAUUUCUGCCCUGCAGGUGUGUUUGCGCUCACCUCAGAGACUGCUCAGCUGUGCCAGAUGGUGCAGAAGUAACCUCUGGAUUGUUUCAGGUCUGGUGGUGACACCUCAUCCUCAGAUCUCUUCUGCUUUUUGCCUCUGGGGACACGUCACCGUGGUCAGCCAUUAUCUAGAAAGCCCAAAGCAGCAACUGAUGGAUAUUAAGCAAUACUCACUGGAAAAAACAGUUUGGGCUGAUGGAGUGGGAAUCCUGGGCUUGUUCCCAGUCCUGAGAGGCCAAGAAGAGGCUCUUUGCCGUUGAGUCCCAGGUGAGAUGUGGCCUGGGAACAGCUCGGGAAGAGCACACAGCCAUGUUUUGAGCAAAACUGAGCAGGUAUUUAUGACAUUGUUUUCUCAGGUUGUGGUUUUGUACAAGGUUUCUGCAGCUUGCUGUGAAUUCCCAGACAAGAAACCCCAUGGAUGUUUGCACCGGGGGUUUGAUUCACCUCUUUCUAAUUGUUGGUCUCCAAAGACUCUGUCACAAACUCCUGCUUCCAGAGCUGUUGUGAGGAAUAAACCCCAACUAUCCCCAAUAAAAUAAUUCAAAGUGCA